GCAGUGACAACUUCAGCAGUUUGUCAACUGCAUCAGUCCACCAGUGAGUGCUGGGUCGGGUGUGCUAACGAGAGGAGGUGUUUCCCGGGUGGUCUUUGACUGGACAGAGAGUAGACACAGAGAAGAUGGCUGAAACGGACACGCUGUUCGGUGACCUGCUGGACCAGAUGGACCUCCUGUCUCAGAGUAUUGAAGCAGAGGCAGUUCUACAUCGGAGCAGCUCUGACACAGAAGCCAUCACCUCUAUUGGCUUCAACAACCUGAAGGAGUCACUGCAUGAGCUGGAGGAGUGUGACCUGGACGCCCUGGUGGCCGGUCUGUCCGCCGGGCUCACCAUGGCCGAGGAGAGGCUGACCCUGAGGAGUGCCUCCCCACAGCCUGCCCAGAAGAACGCCGCCGGACCGGGUGGGCUCACCUCAACCCCUACCUCCAAGUUCUAUCUGGAGCUCCCCUCAACGGAACGCUCUACUCAAGGACCCAGACCUUCGCUGUCAGAGAUUGAAGCUAUAGCACAAACAAAGGCAGAAAAGAUCAAGAUGGCUUUCGAGAAGCUGAAAGAAGCCAAGAUUAAAAAGCUGAUUAUCAAGGUACUGCUGAGUGACGGCGGCUCCAAAACUCUGAUGGUGGACGAGAGUCAGACGGCGCGCGCCGUGCUGGACUGCCUGUUUGAGAAGACGCACUGCGACCGCAGCGUGGACUGGGGCCUGUGGGAGACCAACCCGCUCCUUCAGAUCGAAAGAACAUUCGAGGAUCAUGAGUGCCUUGUGGAACAUUUGUCUACAUGGAGCAGGGACACGGAAAACCAGCUGCACUUCCUGAGGAGGCCGGAAAAAUAUGCCGUUUUCAGGGCGCCCCAGAUGUUUUACCUCUGGAAAAAGGCUGGAACGCAAGAGAACGAGAAGGAAAAGCAACUUCUAAUAGAGGAGAGCUUUCUGGGUCCCUCGGCCAGCGUUCCAGAUCUCGAGGGGCCUCUAUUCCUCAAAGAGAGUGGGAAGAGGGCUUGGAAGCGCCGAUACUUCAUACUACGAGCCUCUGGCAUCUAUUACGUGCCAAAGGGAAAGACUAAGUCGUCCAGUGACCUGGCGUGCUUCAUCCAGUUUGAGCACGUGAACGUGUACUACGGCCGCGAGUACAAGCACAAGUACAGAGCCCCCACGGAGUUCUGCUUCGUCCUCAAGCACCCUCAGAUCCAGAGGGAGUCCGAGUACGUCCGCACCCUGUGCUGUGACGAUGAGCACACACUGAGUCUCUGGGUGACCUCCAUCCGAAUCGCCAAGUAUGGUCUGCAGCUGUACAAGAACUACCAGGCUGCAGAGCAGAGGGCUUCUGGGUACAUCCAGGGAGACGGUCAGAUCUCUCAAAUCAACACAGCUGGCUCUGCUGUCCCUGGAGUAGGAAUUCAGUUCAAUGGAAACCACACAGCAACACCUCCUACUUCCCAGAAACACUCCCCAGUGACUACCCAUGUAAAGAGUUCCAGUCCCAUUCCACCCCUGCUGGAUGAUGACUUGGAUGAUGACUUGGAUGAACCACCCCCUGACUUUAUCCCUCCCUCGCCACCAAGGCGGCGCUCCAAACUCAACCUCUAAAUGCACCUCCAUCCACCUGAUGCUAGACAUGAGAGGAAUACACCAUGAUGACGAAGCAAGUCUUGAGUGAAUUCCAACCUCGGCACUGCUGCCCUCUGCUGCUGGAAAUCAGCAUGACUUUAUCUCCAGAGAUGCACAACUGGAAGACAGGACCACAUCAGUUUACUCUACAGCCAGAUCUGGGACUGCAGAAUCAUCUUUGGGAUCCGGAUUUGGGCUGUCCAAAUGCUCCGUUAUAAUAGCAACUACAUUAAAGUUAAAUGUAAGCCCGGAAUGUCUCUGAAACAUAAAAGAGAUGGUGAGUCUUAAAAUUCCAAAUUUUAAGUUAUAGGCUAUUUCAAAUUCCUUUUAUCAGUUAUAAGAGAUAGGCCUGUUUCAGAAAAAGACAUUCUGUAGGCUUUUUAUAGAAAUGCCACAUUUAUCAACCUAACUGCAUGCUUGAGAUACUGUGUUUUGAACAGAGUUGUAAAAGGGCAGCUUAAAAAAGUAGUUCUACGAUGAAUAGGUUCUACCUGUGCGCCUGAAAUAUUAGAUUAGUGUAAUUAGCUGGUCUACCUGGCUGAGGAGUGGAGCUAGUUGGGAUCCGCUGCUUUAGUGAAUGAUUAGAACAAAUAUGAGGUAGGACUUUUACUUUCUGAGGCCGGAUUUUUAAAACUAUGGUUUUGGAGUAUCCAUAGAGUUUAGUAACUUCAAGCACCACUAUGCAUUCCUAGAAAAUCAUCAUCAGUGAUCACCCAGUCCUAAUUUAUCAUUAUGAAAAAGAAAGACAGACAGUGGCAACAGCAUGUACAGGG
Molecule: messenger RNA, 2383 nt
Organism: Sardina pilchardus (European sardine)
Lineage: Eukaryota; Metazoa; Chordata; Actinopteri; Clupeiformes; Clupeidae
Product: amyloid beta A4 precursor protein-binding family B member 1-interacting protein-like
Exons: 14
Coding region: 126-1589 (487 amino acids)
Biological process (GO): signal transduction
Cellular component (GO): plasma membrane; cytosol
Source: RefSeq, a predicted model, not a curated record